Molecule: messenger RNA, 1125 nt
Organism: Nestor notabilis (Kea)
Lineage: Eukaryota; Metazoa; Chordata; Aves; Psittaciformes; Psittacidae
Gene: LRRC4
Product: leucine rich repeat containing 4
Exons: 2
Biological process (GO): postsynaptic density protein 95 clustering; synaptic membrane adhesion; modulation of chemical synaptic transmission
Cellular component (GO): postsynaptic density membrane; glutamatergic synapse; plasma membrane
Molecular function (GO): protein binding
Source: RefSeq, a predicted model, not a curated record
AACAACAUCCAGAUGAUCCAGGCGGACACGUUCCGCCACUUGCAUCACCUGGAGGUCCUGCAGCUGGGCAGGAACGCCAUCCGGCAGAUUGAGGUCGGGGCUUUCAAUGGGUUGGCCAGUCUCAACACCCUGGAGCUCUUUGACAACUGGUUGACCGUCAUCCCCAGCGGGGCCUUCGAGUACCUGUCCAAGCUGAGGGAGCUGUGGUUGAGGAACAACCCCAUCGAGAGCAUCCCCUCGUACGCCUUCAACCGGGUGCCCUCCCUCAUGCGCCUGGACCUGGGCGAGCUCAAGAAGCUGGAGUACAUCUCCGAGGGGGCUUUCGAGGGCUUGUACAACCUCAAGUACCUCAACCUGGGGAUGUGCAACAUCAAGGACAUGCCCAACCUGACGCCCUUGGUGGGGCUGGAGGAGCUGGAGAUGUCGGGCAAUAACUUCCCCGAGAUCAAACCGGGCUCCUUCCACGGGCUCAAGUCCCUCAAAAAGCUCUGGAUUAUGAACUCGCAGAUCAACCUGAUCGAGCGCAACGCCUUCGACGACCUGACGGCGCUGGUGGAGCUCAACCUGGCCCACAACAACCUCUCCUCCCUGAAGUACAUCCCCACCAACUCGACCUGCUGCUGGCGCUGCCAUGCCCCGCUCCACAUGCGGGGCAGGUUCCUGGUGGAGGUGGACCAAACCUCCUUCCAGUGCUCGGCACCCUUCAUCAUGGACGCCCCCAUGGACCUCAACAUCUCCGAGGGGCGGGUGGCCGAGCUCAAGUGUCGAACUCCUUCCAUGUCCUCCGUUAGGUGGUUGCUGCCUAACGGGACGGUGCUGAGCCACGCGUCCAACCACCCGCGGAUCUCCGUCCUCAACGACGGCACCUUGAACUUCUCCCACGUCCUGCUGACGGACACCGGGGUUUACACCUGCAUGGUGACCAACGUGGCGGGGAACUCCAACGCCUCGGCCUACCUCAACGUGAGCACGGCCGAGCUCAACACCUCCAACUACAGCUUCUUCACCACCGUCACGGUGGAGACCACCGAGAUCUCCCCGGAGGACAUCUCCCCUAAGUUCACCAAGCCCGUCCCCACCACGUCGACGGGUUACCAACCGGCGUACACCACCACCACCACCGUC